Hydractinia symbiolongicarpus is the source of this 852-nucleotide messenger RNA. Its product is annotated as galanin receptor type 1-like. Gene Ontology annotation, cellular component: membrane. The record is from RefSeq and is a predicted model, not a curated record. Lineage: Eukaryota; Metazoa; Cnidaria; Hydrozoa; Anthoathecata; Hydractiniidae. Gene Ontology annotation, molecular function: G protein-coupled receptor activity. Bases 1 to 852 code for a protein of 283 amino acids. The transcript has a single exon. Gene Ontology annotation, biological process: G protein-coupled receptor signaling pathway.
AUGGAGUUUACACAAGUACUAGUAUUAUUUCUGUUUUCGCUUGGAGUUAUCUUUCAUUCCUUUGGAAUCUAUUUAUUACAUCAAACGAAAAAGUCUUCACCCAAUAAAACUCAAUGGUUGUAUUUGUUGAAUUUAAGCGUCGCAGAACUUGUCUUAUGCGUUACAGGCGCUUCUAGAAGAUUUUUCAAAUUCAUACAUCACAAAGAAAUAGCAAUGAGUAUCACAUUGUAUCAAUGGACGGGCUGUUUGCUAGUAUACUUCAUAGCUAUGAUUGCAUUAACUGUUGACAGGUUCUUAGCUGUAUAUUUGAAUAUCCGUUACCAACUUCACUGUACUGAAAUGAAAACAAAUAUAUUCAUAAUAAGCACAUGGGUUAUCUCAACGUUAUUUGCAGUAAUAAUAAAUGAAUCGUUUUCGGAAGAGGAAAUCCUCAACCUAACAAUUAUGUACCUUUUUCCAGUAUGUGAAGGAACAUUUCUUUUGAUUGCUAUCUUCACGUACGCCUAUUUUUACAAGAAGGUGCGUCGAAACAGGAUACGACAUUCUGUGGCUGUUUCAUCUGUCACCGCUGGCGUAUCAGAAGGAGAAAAUCGAAGACAAAAGCAAAGAAACAAUGGAUUAUAUGUUCCCACUUUAAUCGUAAUUACUUUUGUUUUCUUUGUGAUACUGCCAGAUCAAGUGUUUUUUGUAACAACCAUCUUGCAUAUCAGAAUUUCACAUUUGAUUUUAAACAUUAUGGGCGUGGGAUACGCUCUAGGAUUUAUACUGGACGCAAUAAUAUAUGUGUUUCUAUGUUCACAAGUAAGACGGGUUGCUCAUCGAAUUUUCAAAAGAUGUUGUAACGAAUUGUAA